AUGAGUCUGUUUAUGGCUUCACGCUUGCUCCGCGCCCCGCUGCGCCAGACUGCAUGUGUGCUGGGUACCGCCCGUAUGGCCCCAUGUGCCAUCCACACGUCUGCCAAGGUGCAGGGCCUUCCUUGGGCAAAGAACGUGCCUACGACUUCGAUGACGGAGGAGCAGGACCUCCAGCACCUGAAUGCCCGUCGUAAUGAUCGCCCCAUUUCGCCCCACGUCGAGAUUUACCAGCCCCAGCUUACAUGGUGCAGUUCGAUUGCGCACCGUGUUACCGGUGUCGGUCUGAGUGGUGCGCUCUACGCGUCCGCUGUAGCCUACGUGGCUGCUCCAUACAUGGGUUUGGGUGAGCUCGUUUCGUCUGCCUCGCUCGUGGAUGUGGUGUCGCACAUGCCCGUGUGGGCCAAGCUGCUGGUCAAGGCGCCCCUGGCUGCUGCCUUUAGCUACCACUCCUUGAACGGCAUCCGUCAUCUUUUGUGGGACUGGGCUCUUUGCACGACGCUCCGCUCGUCGUACGCUGCCGGCUACGCUGUCAUUGGCCUCACAGGCGUCGCUACCGUCGGUCUCUGCAUGUUGUAA
Malassezia restricta is the source of this 576-nucleotide messenger RNA. Its product is annotated as succinate dehydrogenase (ubiquinone) cytochrome b560 subunit. The transcript has a single exon. Gene Ontology annotation, biological process: mitochondrial electron transport, succinate to ubiquinone; tricarboxylic acid cycle. Gene Ontology annotation, cellular component: membrane. The record is from RefSeq and is a predicted model, not a curated record. Lineage: Eukaryota; Fungi; Basidiomycota; Malasseziomycetes; Malasseziales; Malasseziaceae. Bases 1 to 576 code for a protein of 191 amino acids. Gene Ontology annotation, molecular function: electron transfer activity; succinate dehydrogenase activity.